AUGUAUCCUGAGCACAAAGGGCAAGCAGUAUACAUUCUCUCAGUAGUCUCAGCCUGCACCACGUUUCUAGUCCUCCUCCUACGCUUCUGGUCGCGCUCCCUCCACGCCAGCGGAUUCCGGAGCGACGACUGGACGGCAGCAGCAGCAUGGCCAUUCGUCCUAGCAAUCUCCGUCCAAACAGGCCUCCUCCUCCACCACGGUUUCGGCCUGCACAUAACCUCCGUGCCUCCGGCCAAUAUGACCUUCAGCUUGCAAGUCCUGUAUGCCGGAUACUUAACCUACACUGCCGCCAUGGCAUUGAUCCGCAUCAGUGUCGGACUCUUCUACCACCGCCUCUUUAGCGUCGCAUGCCCGAAUUUCAGGUACCAAGUCCAUGCCAACACGUUACUCAAUGUCAUCUGGCUUGUGGGCCUCAAUCUAGCGGCCGCAUUCGAAUGUACACCCGUCUCAGCUUUUUGGGAUAAGGGAAUAGAAGGAGCGAAGUGCAUGCCAACACUCAACAUUCAACUGGGAUCCGUGGUGCCCAGUGUAGUGCUGGAUUUAAUCGCGUUAAUUAUGCCGCUGCCGAUAAUCUGGAAACUACAAUUGAGUAUGCAGAGAAAAGUAAUGCUGCUAGGCACUUUUGUGCUAGGGUAUAGUGUCAUUUUUCUGAGCGUGGGGAGGCUGAUUACCGUUGCGAAGAUUGAGCGGGGGUUGGAGAGUGAUUUGACGUGGUACUUUGUUGAUGUCCUCAUCUGGCUUCAUGUUGAGAUGAGCGUUGCGUCGAUUUGUAUAAGCCUGCCGAGUUGCUUCUCGAUGGUUAGACGGGCGAGAGAGGGCGGUGUUGGUGCGUUGAUCUCGUCAAGGCCGCUACCACAGAAGUACCAGAAGCAGGAUGCAGAUUUGGCUGGAGGAAUGGCGCCAGCAGCUGAUCGCGAUGCAGUAUAG
Molecule: messenger RNA, 927 nt
Organism: Alternaria alternata
Lineage: Eukaryota; Fungi; Ascomycota; Dothideomycetes; Pleosporales; Pleosporaceae
Exons: 3
Coding region: 1-927 (308 amino acids)
Source: RefSeq, a predicted model, not a curated record